Molecule: messenger RNA, 1791 nt
Organism: Penicillium soppii
Lineage: Eukaryota; Fungi; Ascomycota; Eurotiomycetes; Eurotiales; Aspergillaceae
Product: Zn(II)2Cys6 transcription factor domain-containing protein
Exons: 2
Coding region: 1-1791 (596 amino acids)
Biological process (GO): regulation of DNA-templated transcription
Molecular function (GO): DNA-binding transcription factor activity, RNA polymerase II-specific; zinc ion binding
Source: RefSeq, a predicted model, not a curated record
AUGGAAUCUCACGCACCGGAGCCGUCCAACAAACGGCCCCGGUCUCCCACCGAUCAGCAGAUGUCUUCGAAAAUCCCCAAAACCCAUUCGAACCACCUGCAAAUCAACUACCUCGCGCGCCAAUAUCCAGACAACCUCCCGCUGGUGUCUGUCGAUGAUACUAUGCCCGCGAUCGUUCAUCUGCUGGGAGAAUAUGACGGCGUGUUACAUCGCCACGAGAGCAUUGCCGGGAACCUAGGCGCAUGUCCGCUGGGCCCGAUCUUGAUCAAGCGUUUCGAGCGUCUGUUCGAUGGUCCACCAAAGGUGUUGAAAUCACAUGGUAAAGAUGGGCCCACUGUGACAUGGCUGGACGUGGUCGAAUUCGCAAAGAGCAAGCCGGAACAAUUCAAUUUGGAGAAGUCGCGCAAUGGCGUCCGUGUCUGCCAGUUCUAUACUAAGCAGUGUCGCGUGGAGAUCAGCGAGGAGGACUUCGUUUUGAUUGCUUCUGGUAUGCCCCAGAAGAUGAUCCCCCCACAGCCGAUCAUUGAAGAUGAGGAGAAGGAGCUUGGCGCGCUAGAGAUUCUCGAGAAGAACUUGCAGCAUAUUACUCAGAUGGCGGAUCAAGUCUCUGCUCGGGCUAGACAACUCAAUCAUCGUCUGAAGAACCGCCGCAAUGCAAUCGUUACCCGGCGAGAGAACGAUGCUACUCUACAUGCGCAAUCUCGAUCUGCCACCGACAUCUGGCGCGAUGCCAAUGGUCAUGGUCCUGUCAACGGCCACGGCUCAUCGCAUGCUUCUCCGUCGGGGUUUGUCGCUGUCAACGCUCAUCGCCCCGAGGGUGAGCACACCGAGGAGAACCCCAACCCUCUAUCAUCCCAAUUCAUGUUCUCGCACUCCAACACCGACAACGUCACCAUGAUCAACGGCCAGUCGAUCAAAGGUGCCUCACCAACCACUCGCGCGGACCUUAUGAAGAGAUUCUUCACAACCGCAGACCGUCAUGCUCGUGCUGGCUACGAGGACAUCACAGCCCCAGUCAACCCCCAACCCCUGCCUCGGCCUCGAGGUUCCGACCCAGCAGAAUACAGCCUGUACAAUCCAACAACAGCAACCCCCGUCGCAAUCCCAAACACCCCUUCCUCCCUCCUCCCACCCCCAAAAUCAACCCCGCAAGAAAAAGAUGACGGCGGCCCCUUCAAGCUCGAAAUGAUAGCCCACAUGGAAGAGCUCCAACGCGGCGAGCGCGUCCUCCCACCCUGCGACCGCUGCCGCCGCCUACACAUGGACUGUCUGAAGAACCUCACCGCUUGCGUCGGCUGCACCAAGAAACACGCCAAGUGUUCCUGGCGCGACGUCAAAGAAGACGAAAUCACAGCCAUGCGCGCCGGAACCUCAACAGCAACAACCUACGAUCAAGAGCCAACUAUCACCCCACCCCGAUUCCUCGGAUCCGGUCCCCUCCCUCCCAUCUCCGCAGAGCGCGAGCAUCGCAGAGACUACGAGGAACCAUACUAUCCGCGCCGCGAAUCCGCCCCCUCGGCUCCAAACCCCGCCCCCUCCGCCGUUCCCAUGGAACUCCCCUCAAGCGAGAACUCGCCCCGCCGCGCUAUCAGCGAAACAGAAGGCCGCCCCCGUGCGCCUGUCCGGUCAGACCGUCCGAACGAUGAAGACCCGGACGCGAAUCAGCGCCUCAUGCAGGCUAUUCUCGAUACGGUGGAUCAUCAUACCCGUGUCGCUGCUGCUGUGCAGGAGAAGGAGCGCGGAACGGAGCGCGAGGGGGGGUCCUUCGGCUCCGAGUGCGCCUGCUUUUGA